Messenger RNA from Hibiscus syriacus, 1193 nucleotides. RefSeq names its product heat stress transcription factor A-6b-like. Gene Ontology annotation, molecular function: RNA polymerase II cis-regulatory region sequence-specific DNA binding; DNA-binding transcription factor activity. The transcript has 2 exons. Gene Ontology annotation, cellular component: nucleus. NCBI's taxonomy places the organism in Eukaryota, Viridiplantae, Streptophyta, Magnoliopsida, Malvales, Malvaceae. Bases 151 to 1167 code for a protein of 338 amino acids. Gene Ontology annotation, biological process: regulation of transcription by RNA polymerase II. The record is from RefSeq and is a predicted model, not a curated record.
UUUUCAGGUGCUUCAAGCUUCAUCUCUUCCAUGGCUUGUAUCUAAUCUAAUCUCAUUGCUUCACUUUUCUUCUUGUUCUUAACCUGCAAAUCAACUAACCCAGAAUAUCAGAUCAAGUUUUCUUUUGUUUUCUUGGUUCCGAGCAAGAAGAUGAACCCUUUUGGAAGUGUUAAACAAGAGUUUCCAUCUUCUUCCAUGGCGGCUACAGCUAUACCUCAGCCAAUGGAAGGGCUCCAUGAUGCAGGUCCUCCUCCUUUCCUCACCAAAACAUACGAUAUCAUAGAUGAUUCAGGAACCGAUCACAUCGUCUCUUGGAGUAGAAGCAACAACAGCUUCAUCGUUUGGGAUCCCCAAGCAUUUUCCAUGACACUUUUGCCUAGAUUCUUCAAGCACAACAAUUUCUCAAGCUUUGUUAGGCAACUAAAUACCUAUGGGUUUAGAAAGGUUGAUCCAGAUAGAUGGGAGUUUGCAAAUGAAAGAUUUCUCAGAGGGCAAAGGCAUUUGCUCAAGACUAUCAGGAGGAGAAAAACACAGCAACAGCAAACCCAGGGUUUUAAUGGCGGUUUAGAUCAUUGUGUUGAAGUUGGGAGAUUUGGGGUUGAAGAAGAGAUUGAUAGGCUAAAGCGUGACAAGCAAGUUUUAAUAGCGGAAUUAGUGAAACUCAGACAACAACAGCACAACACAAAGACUUGUUUUCUCGUAAUGGAAGAAAAGCUGCAGAAAAUCGAGAUGAAACAGCAACAGAUGAUGGGUUUCUUAGUCAAAGCAAUGCAGAAUCCAAACUUUGUCCAACAAUUAAUACACAAUAAAGAUAAACGAAAAGAUCUUGAAGAUGCUAUCUGCACCAAAAGAAGGCGGCGGAUCGAUAACCAAAGGCACAAGGCUGAACCAGUUGAACUGUAUGAUGAUAUAAACAUUGAUGCAUUUGAAGUUUCAGAGUUGGAUCAAAUGGCAAUGGACUUGCAGGGAAUAACUGGGGUUGAAGAAGAUGGAAGAUAUAAAGAUAAAAGAUUACAAGAUGAAGGGUUUUGGAAUGAUUUGUUGAAUGAUGAUGUUGAAGAAGAAAUACCAGUUUUACAAGUUGAUGAAGAUGAAGGUGAAGAUGAUGAUUUAGAUGUUGAUGUUUUGGUUGAGCAGCUGGGAUUCUUGGGUUCUAGUCCUAAGUAGAGAAUUACUGCAUGUUUAAGAUUAUU